Molecule: messenger RNA, 853 nt
Organism: Helicoverpa armigera (cotton bollworm)
Lineage: Eukaryota; Metazoa; Arthropoda; Insecta; Lepidoptera; Noctuidae
Product: glutamate-rich protein 2
Exons: 3
Coding region: 262-804 (180 amino acids)
Molecular function (GO): protein binding
Source: RefSeq, a predicted model, not a curated record
CCGCGCCCGGCGCGCGCUCGACACCGCCUCGCGCGCCGCGCUGCGCCUCGCCGAGCAGCGCUGCGCCCGCCCGCGCGCUCCCCGCGCCGCCUCGUCGUCACGCUGCCCGCGCCGCCCGCGCCGCCCGCCGACCCGGCGCCGCGCUACCGCCCCGCCAGCGACCACUUCCGUCUGCGCUCGCUGGACACGGACUCCGGCGCGUCCACGCCGCUGGCGGGCCGCCCGCCCGCUCGCGCGUCGCGCCCCGCCCCCGCGCCCGCCAUGGACGCCGACAACCGCCACUCGACCAGCCCGGAGGACUGCUCCGAAGGCAACGAGACCCUGUCGGCACCCAGCGAGUUCCUCGCAGAGUUCCUGUCGGCUAUAAUGCGUCGGCAGUACGCAGAGGCGCUGAAGUACUGCCGGCUGAUCCUGCAGUACGAGCCGCACAACGCGACGGCCCGCGGCUUCUUCCCGCUGCUGCAGCACAAGGUGGCGGCGCGCUCCGCCAGCCCGCGCGACAGCUCCAGCGAGGACGCCAGCGCGCGCCGGCCGCCGCCCGCCGUUGAGCUGAUGGAGCAGGGCGCGGACUCGUCGCGCUCGGGCUCGCGCUCGUCGUCGCGCGGCUCGGUCGCGUCGCAGUCGUCGCUGGAGCUGGACUCGUCGGGCAGCGCGCCGCUGUCGCAGCGCUCGGACAGCGCGGCCGUGAGCUCGGGCGCGUCGCGCUCGGAGCCCGACGACAACGGCAACGAGCCGGCGCUGGCGCGGGACCCGGCCGCCGAGCUGCGCCGCCUGCGCGCGCGCUUCACCUGCUCCAUCAAGUGAUCGUUCCGUGUCCUUGUCUACUAUUACAAGCGUCCAUUUUUAGUUUCGA